Sorghum bicolor (sorghum) is the source of this 1023-nucleotide messenger RNA. RefSeq lists its product as uncharacterized. The coding region runs from base 464 to 994 and encodes 176 amino acids. The record is from RefSeq and is a predicted model, not a curated record. Lineage: Eukaryota; Viridiplantae; Streptophyta; Magnoliopsida; Poales; Poaceae. The transcript has 2 exons.
UUUUAGAGAAAUGAACACUUGUUGAAAGAAUAGAUCUAAAUAGAGGCUUGUAAAACUUGGCUGUAAAGAUUUGGAAUUUGGGACUUUGGAGCCCUAAAACUGUGUAAACUUGCUUAAGGACUCGUGUCUUGUGUGUUGUAGACCAAAAAAUUUUAGGAAGCAUCUAAACAACUAUUUGAAUGUAAAGUUUACAAUCAGAAGUUUUGUGAUGUAAAGAUUUGAGAUCUUAAUAGGUCCUAAUAAUCAUAUUAAAUGGCUUGCAUUUAUGAAAAUCCGUGUGCCCCUUCGGUUCUCACCUCACGUGAGUCUCCUCGUUACCUUGUACUAUGCUAUUUCGAAUUCCGCAACAAGUCUUAUAGUGGAGAAAUGAAUAGGUUUUGUGCGGCCGUCUGCUUAUAUAAACGGGCAUGCUCUGUGGUGAUUUUCCAUCCAAAUAGUGGAGAGGAAGGGUCUGCCAGGGAAAAUGGUCAAGAUCGCGGAGGUUGAAGAACAGCGUGAUGCAGGCUCAGACGAUGAUUGCUGCGAGAUAAGUCUUGAGGAAUUCGCUAAGAAAGUGAGCCUGAAGGAAGAUGGUGAUGUGAUUCUCAUCGCAGCGAAAGGAAAGAUCGUUAAAGUGGAAGCAGAUCAACUGGAGGACUCGACAAAAGCAUAUGGUGACUAUGACACUAAGGCCGAGAGCUCCGGUUGUAGAGGGCAACAAGGUGCUGCUGGUGAUUGCGUGGACAACCCAUAUAAGAUCGAUGAAGAUGAGAUGGGUCUCCUUAAGGUUAAGGUUGAGGACAUGUUUGUGAUUGGGAAGCCUUCUGGUGGCGGCGACAAGAAUGGGCGCAGCUGCAACGCUGCCAACGUAAUUCCUGGCGUGCUGGUGCCUGUAGUGAAGUGCGAACCUGUUGUGUUGGUGACAAUGGCGUUGAAGCUGCCGAAGACGCUUCAUUUGACCACUGCCAUGAGAGGCGGAUAUUUGACGAGGACGAUGACGAGGACGUCGUUGUAGUCUGAGGUCGUCGGCGCCUGAGAUGGUCC